Messenger RNA from Haliotis rubra (blacklip abalone), 2685 nucleotides. RefSeq names its product glycoprotein 3-alpha-L-fucosyltransferase A-like. NCBI's taxonomy places the organism in Eukaryota, Metazoa, Mollusca, Gastropoda, Lepetellida, Haliotidae. The record is from RefSeq and is a predicted model, not a curated record. Gene Ontology annotation, cellular component: membrane. Gene Ontology annotation, molecular function: alpha-(1->3)-fucosyltransferase activity.
GUAAUGCCGGCGGACCUCAACACAGUCGUCCGAGCAAGGCUAAUCUCCAGUUCCUAUCCCACUCGUUCGAGAAUCCGGUUUGGCGAAGAACGCAACACCAUCAAUGACGAUGGCGGAGUGUCAAUGACAGCUUGGCCGCUGUUUGUGUUACCAUAGUGACCGGUUUCCCUAGAGAUGGGCUCGGACGACCGGGAUGAUUCUAUAACUUUUAUGUAAAUACCAAACAGCAAUGAUGGAGUUUCCAGUCCUUGGAUUGCUGUCGGAUUCAUGGAUCGUACGUGAAGUGUCUGUCCUUGGUUAGCGACAGCACGACCAGAAGGAUACGGUGAUUGCCGAAAACAGUUCUUGUGGAAUAUGCACCGCUGUCGAUCAAUGGCCACACUAAGAUGAGAUGACCAAGGAGAAUACGCGACGCUGGUCACGUGGGUAGACCAUGCAGGGCCGGACCUUCUCCCUGUCCUUCUCCGUAGCCAGAUCAGCUACACCCCCGGGAGAACCAGUCCCGGUCAGUCAUACCUGGUCCCCUCCCGAACGGCUGAGACGAUCCUUCACCUGAAUACCAACACGGUCAUGUGACAGCUAUUAAUAGUCCCCCACCCGCAAUGCAUUGUUUGCGUCGAGCGAAUGAAAAUCGUUAAGAGUUUCACAGGCGUCUUGGGCCGGGUGGAGAGCUGUUGGAAUGCUCCGUGGCUGGUCGAUGAAAACUGUAGGAUACUGUGCCUGGGUGUCUGUCUCCUUAGCAUCUGGAUCUUUACCUGAAACUAUUCAUCACCUGUGUGCGGUGUACUAAUGAAUUGGGGAGAAGACGUUCCGCCGCGACCAAUGACAACCGCAGGGAUUAAGCCUCGCAUGUGCAACUGAACACCCGCCGCGUUCGUUUGAUUGGAUUUACCUGUGCGUUAUCGUGGAGUUGUGGUUCAGUCGGAGACCAGGUAGGUUGGUCCUGUACAGAACGCUAUGCGGUUCUAUCUGAAAAAGAUUAUUCAGUGGUCGCUAGGGGUAUGUGUUGCCAUUGUGCUGGUACUGAAUCUGUACAAGAGAGACGUGUGGGUAUAUGACACGGACGACCAGCCUCUACCCUGGGGACCGGAUUUCAAGAGGGACGGGAACCAUAGACAGCUGACCUUUGACGGGCCGAAAAUUCAUGAUCAUUUUUUCAGCGAAAAAUUGAAAAGGAAUAUCACAAAAUCAUUGCACGUGCAGCAUGUACAGCAGCCAACACCAAUGCCCGUGUAUUACAACAUCAACAACGACGACCAAGACCGUAUCACCAACCAGUUAAAAUUUAUACCAAAGCCUGUUCGAGAUGCGAAAAAACGAGGAGAAGACGUUCCCCUAAAAACAAUCCUUUUGUAUCACGGAUUUGGGGGCUGGCAGGUUAAGGGCCAGGGAACGUUCACUGAGCAGAAAUGUGCUGUUCAGAGCUGUGAACUUGUUGACAACAAGCAGGAUGGCCACAAAGCUGAUGCAGUACUUUUUCAUCAUAAUCCAGCUCGGCCCUGGUUUGACCGCCCACAGAAACAAAUCUGGAUCCUCUUUCUGCUCGAGUCGCCCUACCACACGGCGGGGUUAGCAGCGUUCCGCGACGUCUUUAACUGGACAGCGACGUAUCGACACGACUCCACAAUAGUAGCUCCGUAUGAAAAAUUUGUGCCAUACAACUCGAGUGUUUUAUCUCAAAAACAAGACAAAAAUUAUGCUGCGGGGAAAAGUAAAAUGGUUGCUUGGUUUGUUUCAAACUGUGGCGCCAGGAACGGCCGUCGAAAUUACGCCGACGAGCUUGCAAAACACGUUCAGGUGGAUAUAUACGGUGCGUGUGGCAAGUUUAAGUGUCCUCGGUACCAAAGCAGUAAGUGCUUUGACAUGCUCAACAAAGACUACAAGUUCUAUCUCGCCUUUGAAAAUUCCAAUUGCAGAGACUAUAUUACGGAGAAAUUCUUCGUGAACGGACUGCAACAUGACGUCAUUCCUAUCGUGAUGGGAGGAUCUCCGUCGGACUACAGACGCUCUGCUCCUCCUCAUUCCUUCAUCCACGUGGACGACUUCGAGAGCCCCAGUGCUUUAGCUGAGUAUUUGAAGAAGCUAGACCAAGACGAAGACUUGUAUAAUGAGUAUUUUCAAUGGAAAGGGACGGGAUCGUUCAUUAAUACAUUCUUCUGGUGCAGGAUUUGCAGUCUGCUGCACGACGUUGAUUCUAGGCCGCCAUCUUGGUUUUCUGACGUUGAAAAAUGGUGGCGUGGACCAAAUGUUUGUAUAGGGAAGGAAUCAUGGCGGAAUCAAUCGAUGGACCUCAGCUGAGUGGCAUCGAGAUGUUGAGACCAAUACUAUCGUCUGUGAUCUUCUGUGAUGCAAGAGUUAUCUACCGUAACGGGGAUUCCCCGUCGACCGGCAAAUCCAGUCUUUUGCUGCCUUCGGACAAUCUGCGUUCUAAGAUGCAAUAUUUUUAUAAUUAUUUUCUAAAUCUAAAUUACCAACAUUAGGAGAAGAUGUGUUUAUAUUCGUAUGUGUCGCAUUUGGGUUAAAUGUGCAUAUGCAUGGGCAGAAAUCUCCUUAGAAACAGGUUCAAGUUUGGUCGGAAGGUUCCGAUUGUUGUGGGAAUUUGUGAACAUAGUCAUUGGUGUGGUGUGUGGGGAUGUCUAUUUUUAGUUAAAGUCACACGCUCAAAUCGAUUUUGUGAUGAGUUCU